GGAUUGAAAAAUUUAGGUGACGAUGGGUGAAGGAGAAAUAAGGACAGAGGGGGUAUGUGAUGUCGAUGACACGAUUUUCGUGGCUGUGGGAGAGAAUGUGGAGGAGGGCAAAUCUUUGUUGUCCUGGGCAUUGAAAAGCUUUGCUGGAAGAAAUAUCUGUAUUCUUCAUGUUCAUCAGCCUACUCAUUCACCUUCCCUCAUGAAUGAAAGGCUUUCAGAAGCAGUUGAGAAAUUUCAGGAAAUUGAACACCAAAAGAUGCACAGCAUUUUGAAUCAGUAUCUUCAACUUGUUGAGCAAGUCGAGAUUCGACCAGGUAAAAUUUGGAUUGAAAUGAGCAAUAUCGAGCAAGGAAUUCUACACAUCAUUUCUCAUCAUGGAGUUAAAUGGCUUGUUAUGGGAGCAGCUGCAGAGAAAUACUACUCCGAGAACUUGUCAGAACUCAAGUCAAAUAAAGCAAUUUUUGUUUGCCACCAUGCACCAGUUCCAUGCCAAAUUUGGUUUUCCUGUAAAGGUUGCCUCAUUCGGACUAGGUCUGAUGAAAUUGGAUCUCAUUUAGCUGGGGUUGUGCCAUUAUCUUCUAAAACAAACAAGGUGACAUCAUUUUUGCAACAUCAUAAAGAAGAUGCUGACAAAGAUGUUAAGAUUACAGUGUCUGAAUUUGAAGAAAACAUGGUUCAUGGUCAGAAUUUAACACAUUCAAUGACUGGAGAUGGCUCAUCAUUAUACUUACCACAUUCAAUGACUGGCGAUGGCUCAUCAUUAUACUUACCAAGCAAUUCGCAAAAUUCACCUUUUUCUUCAUCCGUAGAUUUUCUGGGAGAUAAACUUGAAGUGAAAGGAAGGAUUGAUAAUCAAUCAGAGUGUGCUAUUAUAGAUGCUGAAAAGUCUAAGCAGAGGCAAACUGAGGAGCCAGUAAGAGGAUGGAGAGGUGACAGAGAUAUGUUGGAAACAUACACGGCUGAAGCAUCAGAGACUUUUUACUUGAAAGAGAUUAACUCGAGAAGUUAUAUGGAAGAUUUGCUGAAAAAGCAAAGGCAAGAACUAGAAAAAAUGAAAAAUAAGCACAAUCAAAUCGUAAAGGAACUUCAGCUGGUCCAGAACCAAAAGCUUUCUUUAGAAAGAAAAUUCAUGGAAAACUGUUCUACAGAGGAGGAGUUAGAGGAGAAGAUUCUACAAGCAGUGAAACUCUUGAUAAGUUUCAAGGGGAAGCGUGAUCUGCUAUGGAAAGAGCAGGAAAGGGCAUUAAGAGAAUCUCAUAAGUUUCAAAAAAUGGUAAAAGAAGAUGUUUGUGCCAUGCAUGUCUCUCAUUUCUUUGAUAUUUCUUUCUCGGAGAUCAUUGAGGCUACUCGAACUUUUGAUCCAUCGAUGAAGAUUGGAGAGGGAAGAUUUGGGAGUGUUUACAAGGGAAUAAUUCACCAUGUCAAGGUAGCUAUAAAGAUGUUGCCCUCUUGUGGUUCUCAAAGUGAUUCCGAUUUUGAACACAAGGCAGAAAUUUUAAGCAGGGUCAGGCAUCCAAACCUUGUCACACUGCUUUGUGCCUGUACUGAAUCUAGGUCACUUAUUUAUGAGUACCUUGAAAAUGGAAGCCUUGAAGAUCACCUUGCUGGCCAUUUGAAAAGUCGUUCUCUUCCCUGGCAACUUCGCCUAAGAAUUGCUAGCGAGAUAUGCUCUGCCCUCAUCUUCCUGCAUGCACACAAAAGCAGUAUAGUCCAUGGUAAUCUAAAGCUUAGCAACAUCCUUCUUGAUGCCAAUUUUGUCAGCAAAAUAAGUGACUUAGGUAUCAAAAACUUCCAAAAUGAUGAGAAUCCAUAUGGUAAGAAUGACUUGGAGGCUUCUAUAUAUCUCGAACCAGAAUAUGUUGAUGGAAGGCAUGUGACAGAAUCUGAUGUAUACUCGUUUGGAAUAAUACUAUUACAACUUUUAACAGCAAGACCUGCCUCCAGUAUAAUUAGAGAUAUGCGGUGUGCCAUGGAAGUUGGGAAUGUAAGUACUGUUUUGGACCAUUCAGCUGGUGACUGGCCCCUUGAGCAAGUGACACUGUUGGCUUUUUUGGCAUUAAGGUGCUGUGAGGAGAACCGACUCAAUCAACCAGACCUAGUGGCAGAAGUUUGGCCUGUAAUUGAACCUAUGAGAGACUUGUGCACUUUGUCAUGCUUGGGUUCAACUUCUUCGCGCUUGGAUUCGACUGCUCAGCAACGGAUUCCUUCUAAUUUUGUCUGUCCCAUAUUUCAGGAAGUAAUGAAGGAUCCACACAUAGCAGCUGAUGGUUUUACAUAUGAAGGCGAUGCAAUAAAAGGAUGGCUGAACAGCGGUCACAAGACUUCACCUAUGACAAACCUACAGCUCGAUCAUUGCGAUCUGCUUCCUAACUACGCUCUUUACUAUGCAAUUCAGGAAUGGCAACAAAAGUCCUGAAACAUUUUCUUGCUUUUUAGGAGUACAUAGACCUGACAAGCAUUGGUACAUACCUUAUAAAUGCGUAAUACAGUGUAAAGAGAAAACAUAGCAGUGCAAGCUACAUGUGCCUUGAGUCAUAUGAUCAACUAUUCCAGGAAUGAGGUCUUUCAAACCACUGGAAACAUUUUCUGUAGCAUAUUUAGAAUAUGCUGAUGUAUGUUUUAUAUUUGACUUGAAGGCCAAAGUGUUGUUCUCAGUUGGUUUAGGUAAUUCGACUGCUGAAGUAUGAAACGUUUUCCUGCUUUCUAA
Coffea eugenioides is the source of this 2707-nucleotide messenger RNA. Its product is annotated as U-box domain-containing protein 32-like. The transcript is spliced from 9 exons. Bases 23 to 2416 code for a protein of 797 amino acids. Gene Ontology annotation, molecular function: ubiquitin-protein transferase activity; protein kinase activity; ATP binding. Gene Ontology annotation, biological process: protein phosphorylation; protein ubiquitination. Lineage: Eukaryota; Viridiplantae; Streptophyta; Magnoliopsida; Gentianales; Rubiaceae. The record is from RefSeq and is a predicted model, not a curated record.